Messenger RNA from Homalodisca vitripennis (glassy-winged sharpshooter), 7944 nucleotides. Its product is annotated as protein kinase C-binding protein 1-like. Gene Ontology annotation, molecular function: protein binding; sequence-specific DNA binding. Gene Ontology annotation, biological process: regulation of DNA-templated transcription. The record is from RefSeq and is a predicted model, not a curated record. The coding region runs from base 193 to 4608 and encodes 1471 amino acids. NCBI's taxonomy places the organism in Eukaryota, Metazoa, Arthropoda, Insecta, Hemiptera, Cicadellidae. The transcript has 19 exons.
GCACAUUGCUGGGAGGGUGGGCUUGCAAGGUUCUUGUUCUCUUCUCGGCUUGUUUGUGUUGAACAGUAGUUGAAUGUUUGGAGGUGAGUGACGAUAUAGAGUGGUGGUGACAUUAACGUCAAGUAUCCUGAGAUUUGUCAAUGAUAAUCCAAGACGACAGUUCGACAGUUGAUUAGCUAGUUAUACGUAGUGAUGGAAGACAAGAUGGAAGCACAGGUGCCGGCUGUGGCUGCAGAUGAGCAGACAGAUAGUCCAACUGUUGAUAUACCAUCACAAUCACCUUCUGUCCCGAUAUCAGACACACCGAAUUCAAGUGUGAAGAAGCCAAGAUCAAGACCUGAUUCUGAAUCUUCAACACCAAAUACAAAUAAAAUUGCCAAAAUGAGUCCUCGUGCUACUAGAUCAAGCCAGAAUCCAGACUUUGCUGCUAAACAACGAAAAUUUCUGAAUCGAGUGCAUGAUCCUAUCAGAAGAGAUAAUAGUGAUAGUGAAAACUCUCAAGAAGUAAUAACAACCCCUAAUAAUUCUAAAAAUGUGAAAGAGAACAAGCCAAAAUCUGGAGAUCGAAAGAGUAUUGUUGAUUUAAAGAGGAAAUUUGAGAAAGAAUCACCUCAUCCACACAAAAAAUCUGGAGAAGUUGAUGAGGAAGGCUCAUCUAAGAAAAGGAGAACCAAAGAGCCGACCAAAGUUGUAGGAGGAGUAGACAGCUAUUGCUGGCGCUGCCACCGUGAUGGCUCAGUGAUACCUUGUGAGAUCUGCCCCCGAGUCUACCACCUCAGAUGCAUGCAAAUGGAUACAGCUCCACCCAAAGGCUGGAUGUGUCCGGAGUGUAGCACAGUCACUCAGGCUGAGAACACAGAUACCAGGUCAAGAGCCAUGCGAAUGUUGAGUCUGGACCAGUUGUGCAACUUGCUGCGGUACGCUCUCACCAGGAUGCAGAAUUAUGAAGGGUCAGAUGAUUUUGCCAAACCAGUGGAUGUAGCAGCGUUCCCGUACUAUCGAGAUUUCAUUGUGAAGCCUAUGGAUCUGACACAACUCAGACAGAACAUAAGGGCCAAGAUGUAUGGAAGCACAGAGGCGUUCUUGGCUGAUGCUAAAUGGAUAGUACACAACAGUAUUAUUUUUAAUUCAGUACAGUCCAAGUUCACCAACACAGCUCGAGCCCUGCUGAAGAUCUGUAAACAAGAGAUGCAGGAGAUUGAAAACUGCCCAGAUUGCUACCAGAACGCCCACACUCGUUCUUCUGACUCCUGGUUCAUCGAAGCUUGUCGGCGGCCACACGUUCUUGUCUGGGCUAAACUGAAGGGAUUUCCGUUUUGGCCAGCCAAAGCUAUGACAGUCAACAAUGAGAAUAUGGUUGAUGUUCGCUUCUUCGGUGCCCAUGACAGGGCUUGGGUGCCUGUCAGCUCGUGCUUCUUGUACAGUAAGCUCUCGCCAACUCCUGCGUCCAACAAGAGCAGACGUAACCUAGAAGAGUGUCUGCAGGAAUUGGAGCACCAUAUCAAGAAAUUAAGAGACAAGUUUGGUCGCUUUGAAUAUCCCCCGUACAAGACCCCUUAUGAUCCGAAGAACGAGGAUGCUCAACUUGCAAUGUUUCUACCGAUGUAUGAAGUGAAAGUGCCUGGCAAACGAAUGAUGCGUAUCUCUUUGCAUCACGAUGGUGCUAGAAAGUCUCUUCUGCAGCAGAAACCAUCAACAUCUUCAGAAGGGAAGAAGGUCACACAAGAUGUCUCAACUGAAGCAGAUUCACUUGAAAGUGUACAGUCUUCUUCAUCAAACAAACAGGCCACUAAAGACUCACAAGUAAAUGGUUCUAAUAUUCCAAUGGUUGUCUUCCCAUUUAAAUCUGUUGAUGAUAAAGAGACUUCAGAGUCAGAAAAUACUAUGUCUGUAAAUGAGACAGAGAAUGGAAGUGCUAGCAAAAAGCCAAAGACCUCUCAGACAAUCAAGAAAACAUACAAAGUACCUCUCACUGCUGCUGCUAAGAAAUGCUUUGCAACCGAGGAGAAAUCAUGUAUCAAGUGUUACACCAAAGUUACCCUGGAGUGGAGUAUUGACAGUGGUGGAAAGUCCCUCUGUAGUUCUUGUACUUUGUCUCCAAACAAAACUCUUCUCAAGAAAGAUUCCCAAAAAGACAAAUGCUGUGCCAGGUGCCAGGCUCAGACCACAGACAGCUGGCACCAGACAGAGGGUGGAGACUUAUUCUGUGCUUCUUGCUACAUCAAAGAGACUGAAAAACCAGAUAUUGAACACAAGACUUGCGCAGUGUGCCAUACGCACAUCGCCAUGUGCUGGACACACAACUCGGAUGGGAAAUCUAUCUGUAGCUCGUGUGGCUUUGUUCGUCAGCCUCUUAAAAAUGAUGCACAAGUCGAUGAUCCUUUUCAUGAAGAAGCAGCAACAAAUCAAGAAAAAGAAGAAACUGGGAAAGUCUUACACCAUGAAGAAACUAACGGCUCAGAAACUACAGAAGAUUGGACUGCUGGCAAUAAUUCUAUAUCAAGAUUAGAUCACAGCACAGCAAUGGAGGUUCCAACUGACGAUGGAGCUGGGGGAGAUAAAACAAGGAAGGAAGAUGAUAAUGUGACACAACACAGACCUGUAGCCAGUGGUGAUUCUACUAUGUUGGAUUUUGUUGCUGUUGAUUCUCCUCCUAAGUUUUUAAUACCUAAGUCAAGUGAAGCUCAUUCUCCAGAACCCUCAAAAAAACCUUCUAUUGUUGAUAGAUUACAAGAGAAAAUGUGGUUUGCAGUAGAGGAAGCCCUUAAAGGCAGUGGAGAUAAAAAUGCAAGUGUUGAAGAAAAUGUUAGAUCAGAAGAAAAUAAAUCAGAUGAAACUAAUGUAGAAAAGUCUAUAGAUGAACAAACUUUAGUCACAAAAGAUAUGCCUGCAGCUAAAGUGGUGUUGCAUGAUAUAAGUGAUAUUACAAAAUCUGUUGAUAAAACAGGAACAAAUGGAAACCAAAAUAAAAUGAGUAAAGAAACAGAAUUAGAAGCUCAGUCUUCCUCAGAAACUGGUAGUGAACCUGAUACUGAUGUGAGUAGUUCCAUUGAAUCUGACAGUUGUGUUAAUAAUGAAGAAGUUACUAAAAAGAAAAAACAAAACAAUAUAAAUAAUGUUGUUAGAACAUUACAAGAACGUAAAAAUAGUGUAGAGGAAAGCAAUGACCAAACCAACAAAAAUCCUAAUACCAAGGAACCAAAUACACUUAUGUUAGAUGAUUCUAGUGAUGAAAUUCCUGUCUUAAUUAUUGAUGAAGGAGAAGAUAAUCCUGAUGAUCACAACAAACCAUUUGGAAAGUCAGAUAAAAGUAGGCGUAAAGGGAUACCAGCAAAGGUUUUUAGUAGAUCUAGUACAUCAACUGAAUCUUCUGAAACAUCGUCACCAGAUGAACACUCAAAAAAGUCAAAAAUUGUAACGGAAGUGCUCGAUGAAGUUAGUGGUCAGUUUAGGAGAUCUUCAGGUGAAUCAAAUGUAACAAUUACACUUGUUACCGAUGAAGCCACUCCUCAGAAGAAAAAGUCAAAAGAAAUACGUAGCGUCAACAUUUCCAAAAGCUUAAGCCUAAGUGUUGUAAAUGACACAUCUAGUAAUUUGGAAAUGGACUGUGUAGAAAGUGAUUUAGAUGAUCCAGUAGUUGUUGAUUCUACUGUAAAAAAAGUUAAUCCAAGACCAACAGCUAGAAAGACUCUUCCAAAUCCACCCAAACCCAUUGAAUUACCAAGUCAACAAGAAAAGGCUAGUUCAGACAAUCAAAUCAAAGAAACUGAACCAGACAUUGUGAAACUGCGACCAACCCAAACAUUGAUUGACCCUUCGACCCCACCUCCUCCUCUUAUUAAUCUCCAACAAGCUAAGGUGUAUGGACCACCCAAGAUACAGAAUGGUGGCACCCCUGCUGUCCCGAGACUUGUAUCUGUGAAGCCACCACCUAGGCAAGAUAUAGGUCCAGCCAAUGCUCAAAUUGAAGAAGCUAUUACUCAGAUGUCUAGCCAGUUGCGAACGUUACUGGAGGACAUGUUAAGAGGAGUGUCAGAGGCAGGAGCCACAGAGGCUACUGUCAAAGCUUUACAAAUAGAACUUGAAAGACUACAGUGGCGCCACAGACAAGAGUUAGCAGAGCUGAAGCACAAUACUGAUCUAAUGGUGAUGGAGAUCCGAGCGAGUAUGGAAGCAGAGAAACAAAGGGCAUUGUUGGACUCCAAGCACAAGCACGAGAUGGAGAAAGAACAAGCAAUACAGGAGACAAAGCGUAAGCAGUGGUGUGCCUUCUGUCUCAAGGAAGCCCAACUGUAUUGUUGCUGGAACACAGCUUAUUGCAGCUACAACUGCCAGCAAUCUCACUGGCUGCCUCACAUGAAUUCUUGCCUGAACAAACAACACCAGGACAAUAAUGUUACAGAGCCGUCACCAAGGGGAGGGCUCACACGACCUGCCUACAACCUUCCUCCAGGACAAAGAAUUAGACAACAGCUGAUGCCUCCCCCUGCUAACCCACCCCAUUAUCAUCAACCCCAUCGCCCUAAUCAAAUGUACUCGUCUCCACGAUUCCAACAAAGGGCUUCAUGUAACCCUCAUCCAAUAGACACACUCUAUUCUGGCAACUAAAUGUUAAAAGAUAUUCAGCUUCACAGAACUGUAUUUGAUUACAUCUUCCAUUCCUCAUUUCGUUGUCACUUAUUAUUUUUAAUGUUCUCACUAAAGGAUCUAUACUAUGUACUGAGUCUGUACAAUUUGUAUAAUUUUUGUACCAUAAUUUUACGAAAAGUUUGUUCCUUUUUUUACUUGUUAGUUAAGUUAUUUAUUCACGGUUUAUGUUUUAAUUUGUUAAACAUUUUUACAAUCUAAGUUAAAACUGUUAUUAGUACUAUUUAGUCUGUAAGUGUUUUUAUUUAAAAUUAGUUUGUAUACCUUUAAAAAUGCUAUCUCAAGUGUGAGACCAACUAGAAUGGAUUGGGUGCCUGGACCUUAAUGGUCCAAAAAUUCAUGUGGUUCAAAUUGAUCUCAAGAAUUUGUAUUACUCUUAGAAACUGAUCAAUUUGUGAUGUCUACAUUUAACAUGGUUCCAGAAAAUAUUUAUAUUCCUAAUUUAAAUCAAUAUAUUUCACACACAAAUAACAUUGGCUAACAGGAGUAAUAGCAUCAGUAAUGAAUGUUUGGAGUAGUAGGUAGAUUAGGUACAAUAAGAGAGCCACUGAAAGAUUCAACAAGUAAAUGUAACAAGAGAAUUGACUAAACGGCAGAAGUGCUGUAUUUUUCCCAAGUACUACAUUUGUUCAUUUAAAUAUUCCAUUUUAUAUGUAAAUUAACUUUGUCUUUAAACCCUUUUAGGACCAGCAGACUAUUUAUAGCCCGAAAAGUAUGUUGUGUAAAAAGACAAUGCAGGCUAUACAAUGUUUGUACUAGGUUUGCUGUAAAAAGACAAUGCAGGCUAUACAAUGUUUGUACUAGGUUUGCUGUAAAAAGACAAUGCAGGCUAUACAAUGUUUGUACUAGGUUUGCUGUAAAAAGACAAUGCAGGCUAUACAAUGUUUGUACUAGGUUUGCUGUAAAAAGAGCAAGGUAUCUGUAACCUGCUUUUUUGUUUUAAUGUUUAUGAGUUUAAAAUAUUGUAAAAUCGUGUUUCUCUAUUCUAAUGUGUGUCCUACAAAUUUUCAACUAAUAUUUAAUUUGGUCAAAUGUUGGUAGAAUAAAUGAUCUAACAUCUCUCUUAUAUUGUGUAACACAUAUUAUAUUUAAUCCAUUUUAGCUGAUUUGAAAUUUUAUUCCACUAUAAAAUAACUUUUUGUAUCCUUAUUUUCCAACCAAUCUAUAUAAAUUUUGUACUAUGAUACAAAAUAAAAUGAAUAACUGGAAAAUAAAUGUUUCCCUCAAUAUUUGAACUUAUUUUAGUUUCAGACGUCUUAACUGGAACCCUGCCCUAGAAUUGAAAUUUCUUAUAAUAAUACCUGUUUUCACAACGUAAUGUAAUAUGUAGUUUGUAAGUAAACAUGGCAUCCAUCCAGCUCUAGUUUUAAGCUCAAUUUGUGAUUUAAAAAUCAACCAAAAUUAAGCCAAUUUUCAUGUCUGUGAUACAGAGGGACUUAAGUUUGGUGGUGCAAAUAAUGGGUAUUUUGCAAAGUAUAUUUUUAAUAUAAUGAAAACUAAUCUAAUAUUUUGUCUUUGUUUCAUAGAAGUUGGACAAUAUUUUUCAUACAGUAUUGUAUCCAUUUUUAUUAACACAUUCUUAUGAUAUUGUAAGUGAUUUAUUCUGUCUGUUGUUCAACUGCACACUCUUGGUUAAUAUAUAGUUAUUAUAUUACCACAUUGUUUAUAAAUACUACAGUUAGUUCAGGGUUGGUAAUAGCUUGUAUUUUCGUCUAUACUCUAUUUUGUUUAGUAUAUAUUUUACUGGGAAGCAAUAUGCAAGGUUUAAUUUAGUUUUAUAGAGCAGCACAGAUGGCAGUAUCAUGUCAAUUAUUAUUUAUGUCCUGCGAUAAGAUGUAUUUUGUUUCACGAGUGAUUGGUUGUUAAGUAUCAUGGCAUCUCAUUCAAGACAUCAGCACCAUAAUAAAGGUACUUUUAUUUGAAUAUAAACAGUAUUAAGAACGAUUUUGUAAAAAUAAUAUAAUGUAGUGUAAUUUAUAUGUUUUGUUAGUAAGUUUUAUAAAAUUAAUAGCAUGUUAAAAUAUGAAGGAUUUUUAACAUUCAAAAUAAUUUUCACAUUACACUUCUUUGAUACUUUUGUUAAAUUUAAUAUUCAAAUUAAUAAAAAAAAACUAUUAUGAAAUAAUGUGUUUUCGUGUUUCCAAAAAGGUGUUUCCAAAUAUGAAUGAAAGAUUUGUAGUUAUAGUAGGUUUUAUUUUUUUUAUCUAAAUCAUAUAAGGUCCAAGUUUAACUUUUCCAAACUAUACACCUGGUAAUCCACGAAAUUUACUUAUUUUAAACUCAUUAUCAUUGUUUUUAUUCACAGUGUAUAGAAAAUGGUUUGAAAUAUGAAGUUAUUAAGCUGUCAGCCUGCUACUGAAAAUUAUCAGUAUAAUCUCGAAAUAUAUCUGUAGACAAAACUCUGGCAUGAUGCUUCCAUUUUAAAUACCAUUGGUAAUAUAAGGUUUAUGGAAAGAGUUUUAUAUAUUUUUUCAUUCAGCAAAAGUGGUUUUUUACUCACUGAAGCAUGUAAAGAAUUAAGAACAUAAACAAAUAUCGAGAAGCUAUAACAAAAAGAAAAAGAACCAACGCUAUGUUGAAUAUUGUAUUGUAUUGAGAGCUAUUUAAAAUUAUAUAUUCUUGAUAAAAAAUUCACGGCUUUAUAAUGCAAAUAUUCUUUUGACAGAGUUUUCUUCAAAACAGAAAAAAAUUACUCCCAAUAAACUGAAUGCUACUUGGAAAUCUAUUUAAGUAUUUUGGUGAAUUAUUCAUCAUUAUAGUAUUUUAUAUUCACCUAUUCAUAAGUAAUAAAUUUAUAAAAUGUGGAAAAGAUGUGCUGGUCUGAAACUAAUUUUUUACUGUUUUAUUACAGCAUUAAUACCUUGUAUAGAAAGCUAAAUACUAUGUGUGAACAGUUUAUUGUAAUAAGUUAUCACAUUCCACAAGUAGUUUAUAAUUUCAUUCCACAAGCCUUUAACUGAAUGAGUUGAAAAAACCUUCACUAGAUGUCAUACAACAGUGUACAAAUAUUAAUACGUCAGUAAUAGCCACAAAACUGUAAGUUUAGACACAUGUAUGGUACUUUACCUUCUCAACAGUUCAAAAAUUCACUUUUGUAGAAUUCUUAUUACAUGUUUCGGGGCGAAAGUCCCAUCGUCAGGUGUAUAAAAACAUGUUAAGUCAAAUGAGGUUGAAAAAAUGUAAAAACACAUAUUAAAACAUACAAUUCAAUACAUAAAACAUACUAAAUCAUUAUUUAAUGAAACACAAUAGACAAUAGGCUUUAUUAACAAUAUCAUCAAGACAUGUUACAGAGUC